AUGGCUCCGGCCACGUCUCUCCCCUUCCUCCUCCUCCUCGCCACGCUCCUCGCGGCCGCCCCCCUCUCGCCGGCGGCCGAGCCCGAGGAGUUCGAUGUCCGCCGCCACCUCUCCACCGUCACCAGGUACGCACCCCCCGCUCCCGUCCCUCUCUGCGCUCUCCAACGGCCGCCCGAUCCCCGGCCUGCUCGCCGGUGGGUUUGUGGCGGACCGAGGUUCGAGGGUUUAACCCCCCUUGGUGAUGAUUUUUUGAGGUACGAUGUGUCCAGAGGGUCCAAUAGUGCGGUCGCCGCUCCGUCUAUCUCGGACGAGUGCCGCGUGAUCCACCUCAAUCUCGUCGCGAGACAUGGGACUCGUGCUCCUACCAAAAAGAGAGUCAAGGAGUUGGACAGGUUGGCAGCACGGUUGGGGGCUCUAGUAAAUGAGGCAGGACAGGGACCUGACAGUGAGGCUGUAAAGAAAAUUCCAUCCUGGAUGAAUACGUGGGAGUCGCCUUGGAAGGGCAAGGUCACAGGGAAAGGGGGUGAGCUGGUUAGCGAAGGCGAGGAGGAGCUCUUCAAUUUCGCUAACAGAGUGAAGGAGAGAUUUCAAGACCUGUUUGAUGAGGAAUAUCACCCCGAGGUGUUCUCAAUAAGAGCAACCCAGGUUCCUCGGGCAUCAGCUAGUGCAGUAGCAUUUGGUUUGGGGCUACUUUCUGGGAAAGGAAAACUUGGAGCAGGCAAAAACCGCGCUUUCUCUGUUCUGAGUGAGAGUUGUGCAAGUGAUAUUUGUCUGCGAUUCUUUGACAGCUGUCAAACAUACAAGGACUACAGGAAAAGAAAGGAGCCCGAUGUUGACAAGCAAAAGGAACCGAUUCUGGAACAAGUCACGUCUGCUUUAGUCAACCGUUAUCGUCUAAAUUUUACAAAACAAGAUGUUUCUUCCCUCUGGUUCCUUUGCAAACAGGAAGCAUCUUUACUGAAUAUUACCAAUCAUGCUUGUCAACUUUUCAGUGAAGCUGAGGUUCAAUCUCUAGAAUGGACAGACGAUUUGGAGGGUUUUGUGCUCAAAGGUUAUGGUGAGUCGAUAAACUAUAAAAUGGGAUUGCCGUUGCUCAAGGAUGUUGUCCAGUCAAUGGAGGACGCAAUCACAGCUAAAGAAGAAAAUUAUCCUGAUGGUACAUACGAGAAGGCAAGGCUCCGAUUUGCACAUGCAGAAACUCUUGUUCCUUUCACAUGUCUUCUUGGUCUUUUUCUUGAAGGAUCAGAUUUUGAGAAGAUACAGCGGGAGGAACCAUUGGAUCUACCUCCGAUGCCACCACAGAAGAGAAACUGGAAGGGCGGCCUUGUAGCACCUUUUGCUAGUAACAAUAUGUUGGUUUUACACCAAUGCCCUGGCAAAACUGGUGACAACAGGAUAUCCCAGGGUCAAAACAGCUCGUACUUUGUGCAAGUUCUACAUAAUGAAGCUCCAGUUUCAAUGCCAGGCUGUGGCAACAAGGAUUUCUGUCCAUUUGAGGAGUUCAAGGAAAAGAUAGUCCAGCCGCACCUGAAGCACGACUUUGACAUGCUAUGCAAGAUAAAGAAGCCAGAUGCAGCACAGGAGCCAUCGUCCUUCACCUCCAAGUUGUCGAACUUCUUCCUGGGCCUGUUCUCACGGAAAGGGUACGUUGUCAACGCAGAAGAUGUGAAGACGGAGCUGUAGACGCUUUAUUAACUGGC
Lolium rigidum is the source of this 1700-nucleotide messenger RNA. RefSeq names its product multiple inositol polyphosphate phosphatase 1. Gene Ontology annotation, molecular function: inositol phosphate phosphatase activity; acid phosphatase activity. NCBI's taxonomy places the organism in Eukaryota, Viridiplantae, Streptophyta, Magnoliopsida, Poales, Poaceae. The record is from RefSeq and is a predicted model, not a curated record.